AUGCCCGACGCGUUGGCAGCACAGCUGAAUAAGGCCUCGUUAAAUGAUGGCGCAGAGGACCCCAACUGGAGAGACUCUCUCAAACUCCCCACCAAGGAUACCCGACAACAAACAGAAGAUGUUACUGCUACCAAGGGUCUCGAGUUUGAAGACUUCUACAUCAAGCGGGAGUUGAUGAUGGGCAUUUUUGAAGCUGGGUUCGAGAAGCCCUCUCCCAUUCAAGAAGAGACUAUUCCCGUUGCCCUCACCGGGCGAGACAUCCUGGCCAGGGCAAAGAACGGCACUGGCAAGACUGCAGCCUUUGUUAUUCCCACUCUCGAACGAAUCAACCCAAAGAAUCCCAAGACACAAGCUCUCAUCCUCGUCCCUACUCGAGAACUCGCAUUACAAACAUCUCAAGUCUGCAAGAUGCUUGGAAAACAUCUGGGUAUUAAUGUCAUGGUCACAACUGGUGGCACCGGCCUGAAAGACGACAUCAUCAGACUCGGCGAGCCUGUGCACAUUAUCGUAGGCACACCAGGAAGAAUUCUCGAUCUCGCAAGCAAAGGUGUCGCCGACCUGUCAGAAUGCCCCAUAUUUGUAAUGGACGAGGCAGACAAGCUCUUAUCCCCCGAGUUCACCAUUGUCAUUGAGCAACUGCUUUCCUUCCUUCCCAAAGAUCGCCAGGUGAUGCUCUUCAGCGCAACAUUUCCCAUGAUUGUCAAAUCCUUCAAGGACAAACACAUGCGCAACCCUUACGAAAUCAAUCUCAUGGACGAACUCACCCUUCGUGGCAUAACCCAGUACUACGCCUUCGUGGAAGAGAAGCAGAAAGUCCAUUGCCUCAACACGCUCUUCUCCAAGCUCCAAAUCAAUCAGUCCAUCAUCUUCUGCAACUCGACCAACCGGGUUGAACUUCUUGCAAAGAAGAUUACAGAGCUUGGGUACUCUUGCUUCUACUCUCACGCCAAGAUGCUGCAGCAGAACCGAAACAAGGUCUUCCACGACUUCCGCGCCGGCGUCUGCCGAAACCUGGUGUGCUCGGAUCUACUCACCCGUGGUAUCGAUAUCCAAGCCGUCAAUGUUGUCAUCAACUUCGAUUUCCCCAAGAACGCGGAGACAUAUCUUCACCGCAUCGGUCGUUCCGGCCGGUUCGGCCAUCUUGGUCUGGCAAUCAACCUGAUCAAUUGGGAAGACCGUUUCAAUCUCUACAAGAUCGAACAGGAACUAGGCACUGAGAUUCAGCCUAUCCCGCCAUCGAUUGACAAAAGUCUGUAUGUGUACGAAAAUCCCGAGAAUAUUCCUCGUUCGAUGCCUCCUCCAUCUCAGACUACGAGAUCACUCCCUUCCAAUGCGCCGGCCAAUGGGCAGAAUCAGGCGCGCAGACCACAAAAUCAAUCCAACGGAUAUGGUCAACAGCCUAAUAAUCAAGGUCGAGGAGGAUAUCGAGGUCGAGGCCGUAGUCAGGGUCAAGGCCAAGGUCAAGGUCCUCGAGGGGGACGAGGAGGUUAUCCUCAUCAGACAGCGGCGCCUGUCGGGCAAACCGCUCAGUAG
Molecule: messenger RNA, 1533 nt
Organism: Capronia epimyces CBS 606.96
Lineage: Eukaryota; Fungi; Ascomycota; Eurotiomycetes; Chaetothyriales; Herpotrichiellaceae
Product: ATP-dependent RNA helicase DHH1
Exons: 1
Coding region: 1-1533 (510 amino acids)
Biological process (GO): cytoplasmic stress granule assembly; P-body assembly
Cellular component (GO): cytoplasmic stress granule; P-body
Molecular function (GO): mRNA binding; ATP binding; RNA helicase activity
Source: RefSeq, a predicted model, not a curated record